GCCACGCCCACGCCCGGAACACGCCGUCACCCACGGCGGCCGGGACCCCCCACGCCCCCCGGGAUCCGGCACCGCCCGCGGUCCCGCCCGGCUCCGGCCCCGCAGCCCCCCGAGGCCCCGCCUGGCCCGGCUCCAGGCCGCCCGCCCGUCCGCGCCGCUCCCCGCGGAGCGGGUCCAUGGCGGCCUUGGGCACCGCGCUGCUCCUCGGCCUGCUCCUGCCCGCCCUGCCGGGGCUGGGGCGGGGGCUGGAGCGGCGGCGGCCGCCCCCCCCUCCCCGCAGCCCGCUGGAGAAGGUGGCAGCUCAGGAGGAGCUCAGCCUCCCCCAGCUCACAGGGAGGUGGUUCCUGGUCGGCAUGGCCUCCCGCUGCGGCUACCUGGUAGAGCACAGCCACCGGCUGGAGGCCACGGCGAUGACGGUGACCGUCCUGGAUGGGCAGAGCCUGGCCAUCAGCACCUUCAGGAAGCUGGAUGGGACGUGCUGGGAAAUCAGACAGCGCUACCUCCCUGCCCAGGCCCACGGACGCUUCCUCCUGAAGGGCCAUGGCUAUGGCAGCAAGGUGGACAUGGUGGUGGGCGAGACAGACUACAGCAGCUACACCAUCCUCUAUUACCAGAAGGGACGCAACAUCUCUGUCAAGCUCUAUGGACGGACCAGCCAGGUCAGCGAUGACAUUGUGGACAAGUUUGAGCAGCGUGUCAGGGCUGUUGGUCUGAGCGAAGAUGUGACCUACUACUUCCCCACAUACGGGUUUUGUGACUCCGUGGAUGAGUUUCACGUCCUUGACGAAACAAAGCUGUAGGUGCAGAUGAUGUUGCCAGAAUGGUCCUCAGAGCUCAGUCCUUACCUCAUCCAUCCACCCAUGGCCACACAGGACUGAGUCAGGAUUUGGCCAGACCCCACUGCUGCUCCAGAGCCCUGGAACCAGUCCCUGGGCACCCCGGCUCCUCCAGCUGCACCGGCAGCUGUGCCUCUCCUUGUCCUGUCCCCCCACAGCUAUGUGUCACCCCUCUGCUCUGCUCCCUGGUGCCUUGCAGCAGCCAGCAACACCCUAAUAAAUGCCUCGGAGAAGG
This is a messenger RNA of Tyto alba (common barn owl), 1071 nucleotides long. RefSeq names its product complement C8 gamma chain (gene C8G). Lineage: Eukaryota; Metazoa; Chordata; Aves; Strigiformes; Tytonidae. Gene Ontology annotation, biological process: complement activation. Bases 177 to 800 code for a protein of 207 amino acids. The transcript is spliced from 7 exons. Gene Ontology annotation, cellular component: membrane attack complex. The record is from RefSeq and is a predicted model, not a curated record.